Molecule: messenger RNA, 2416 nt
Organism: Manduca sexta (tobacco hornworm)
Lineage: Eukaryota; Metazoa; Arthropoda; Insecta; Lepidoptera; Sphingidae
Exons: 3
Coding region: 1225-2253 (342 amino acids)
Source: RefSeq, a predicted model, not a curated record
AUAAAAGGUAGCCUAUAGCACUCAGGAAUUAUUUAGCUUCCUAUUACUGAAAACAAAAUCAAAAUCGGUUUAGUAAUUCCUGAGAUUAGCGCGUUCAAAUAAACAAAUUCUUCACCUUACUGACGAGCGCAAUGCAAUGCAUUUCAGUGCCUUGUAAUUAAAAGCUCGGAUAGUUUUGUUAAUCAUAAUGAGCAGUCUUCUACUUACCAACAAGCGAGUGGUGUCGUCGUUUUGACAUUUAUAAAAAAAGAACAUUAUUUUGUUACAUUUAAUGCGAUAAUGGCUUGUAGCUAUAACAACAAUCCUACACUUGUUAGUCGAGCCCGAGAACUUCGGCUAAACAAAAAAUAUUCCCGGACUUGGAUUCCCAGCAUCUACUUCUCAAUCAAUAUUAAUGUAACAUUUCGAUUCUGAAAAAAAACAUUUUCUCGAAUUAUGAUUUCCAUUAGUUUUGAAUACAGGGUUUCUUCUUAUCACAAUAUAGGUAUCAUUCCAUGUUGUGGGUACAAAUGUUAUUAAUUUUAAGUGUAUUAAUUACAUCUCUGUUUACGGCUUCAACAGUAAAGACGUUGCAAUCAAAUUCCAAUUAUUAAGAAAAUAUUUAUCGCAAUAAUCCUAACAUCAUUCAGUUUAGCUCGCUAUUAUAUUUCGUCCGAGUUAUGCCAAAAUGUACCAACUACUAAACAAUAUUUGUGGAUUAUUUGUUACAGCUGGAUUUUUCUAUAUACAAAAAUAUUGUGUGGAUUUGUUCUCACAUACUUUUUUGUGUUACAUAUAAAUAGAUUUUGGCGUGUUUGCUGAAUUGUAAAGUAUUACAUUCGGUUUAAAUGGGUUUUAAAUAUUAAUAACUUAUUUCUGGAUAAUUUUUAGGUUGGUACAUUUUGGCAUAUGUAAGUCCAUUUGACCUAACGAUUUGCUCUAAAUUACAACGUUUCAAUUUCGUUUUAACCACAAAAGUGAUAUCGCGUAAACGAAAACCAACCUCGUUAACUAAGAAGGUCCUGUUAUGUUAAUGUUUAUUUAUGUUACAUAAAUGAUAUUUAAAUUUUCAUGUUGGUCAUAAUUAUACUCCUUGAUGUCUCGUCCUCUAUGAUGAGUGGUUAUUAAUGUAGUCUCGGCCUUUCAGUCACUGGCGUCACAUAAUUUUGAAGAAUUUUGUAGAAAACGGAACGCAUCUUUAGCUGUACUGUCACCUGUCACUGUAACUAGCUUCAUUCGGUUUUUAUGUCAAUCAAUGGCGUCCAGGUUUUUUUUCCAAGUCUAGAAAAUUUAAUUGCGACAAUGGGAAAAAGACGUUCGGAGGAAGAAAAGAAAUCGAGGCUUCUUCGAAAAUUAAGAAGAAUAGAGAAGAAAAUUCAUAAAUUAGACAGCGACACAGAAGAUAUACCUUCUACAAGCAAAGUCCUCGCGUCCAAUAGCCCCGAUAAAAAUAGCCAAGCGGAAGAUGAAAAUAUCUUUUACAAUGAAUUCCCUAAUGAAGACACAGAAAUGGAAACUCCUGUAGAAGACACAUUAGAUAACAGUAUCCUUGAAAUACUUGGAGUGGUUCCAGAAUCAAAAGAAAAGGAAGAAAAUCUUAAAAAAGAAUUAGUUGAGAGAUGGGAUAACAUUAUAAAGAAAGGUUUAGAUAAGGAAGGAAAAGAAACAUUAAGGAAAGAAAAUCCAGGAUUCAAUAAUUUUCUACAGAUGUUUCCACCCAAGCUAAACCCGGAAGUAAAUGCGGCAAUAAGCGAUCCAGCAAAAAAGAGAGACCAGACAAUUUUAAGGAGGCAAGAGCAAAUUGCUACUGCAUUGACAUGCUUGGGCUCAGCACUCAAUAUCUGUCUGAAUGACAUGGAAAAACAAAAGUUGGACAUUAUAAAAAAGCUUAAUGACGCAGCAAGAAUUCUAUGUGACACUUUAUAUAUUGACACAAGAAGUCGUAGAUCGCUCAUAUUAGCAACUAUCAACAAAGAGAUGAAAGACUUCUUGAUCCAGUCAGAACCACAAGCUCAUCUUUUUGGGGAGAAUCUCUCAGAGAAAAUUAAAACUGCAAAAGCAGUCCAACAAUCUGGAAAGGACUUAAAAUUAGCCAAUAAACUUAAACAAAUAGUGUUUAGAAAAAAGGUGCUAUCUUCAAAGGAAAAUAUUCCUAAAAAUAAAGCUUUAAACUCACGGGGCCCUCCUCACACAGCAACGAAGAGGAAAUCACAUGCAGGGGGGCCAGCAGUACAACGGGAACAGGACAGGAAGUACCGGUACCGUCAGAAGUAAAUGCUCAGAUCCAUACACCCACUACACCAGAUAUUGAAAUUGAUGGCAGGAGUAUUAUCAGGGAAACAUUCAUAAAGGCAGGAAUGGACAAUGAAGCAGCGGACAUAAUGAUAAGUUCCAUUUCUAAAAACACAAUGAAACAAUACUUACCGUUAAUCAUAGA